AGCCAUGUUUGAAGUUAAUAUGAAAGAACGAGAUGAUGGCAAUGUUACUAUUAGUAAUCUAUCACCCAAGGCAGUGAAAGCUUUUCUUGAUUACGCUUACACAGGAAAAACAGAGAUAACAAAUGAUAAUGUGGAAAUGCUCUUCCAACUGUCGUCAUUUCUUCAAGUUUCACUCCUUUCCAAAGCUUGCAGUGACUUUCUAAUAAAAAGUAUUGAUCUUGUGAAUUGCUUACAGUUGCUUUCUCUAUCAGAAAGUUAUGGUUCCAUCCGCUUAUUUGAUCAUGCGCUAGAUUUUGUACAGCACCACUUUUCCGUGCUGCUCAGAUCAAGUGAUUUUUUGGAGAUGAAUUUUGAGAUAUUACAAAAAUGUCUCGAGGCUGACGAACUAAAUGUCCCUGAGGAAGAAUCAGUGUUGAAAGCUGUCCUUCAGUGGACCAAACACAACUUAGAAACACGACAGAAACAUCUGCCUAAUUUGAUUAAAAAAGUGAGACUACACCAGUUACCUGAAAAGACUUUGCAGGACUUUCUACAUUCUGAAGAACACUUACUUAAGAGUGCUAAUUGCUCAGUAAUAAUCAAUGAUGCAGUUAAAAGUGUGCAAAACUUUAGUGGACUGUUUCCAGAUGCACGUCCUUCAACGACAGAAAAAUAUAUAUUUGUUCAUAAAACUGAUGAAGAUGGAGAAAACAGACAUACAUUCUGCUACAACAUCAAAACAGAUAAAUGGAAGGAACUACCACAUACACACAUGAUUGAUCUUCCAGGGUCAAGUUUAUCUAGCUAUGGAGAAAAAAUAUUUAUAACUGGAGGAUGCAAGGGGAAUUGCUAUAGGACUGUCAGGCUUCAUAUUGCUGAACCAUUUCAUGAUGCCACUGACCAAACCUGGUGCUACUGUCCAGUCAGCAAUGAAUUCUCCAUAGUGUCAGCUAUGAAAAAGCCAAGGACAAUGCACACCUCUGUUGUAACCUUAAACCAGCUGUUCGUAAUAGGUGGAAAGACCAGAGGAGCUCAAGAAACCCGAAGUCUUUUGGAUGUAGAAUCCUAUAAUCCUCUUUCCAAAGACUGGAAAUCUGUAAGCCAAUUACCAAGAGGUAUCUACUAUCCAGAAGCAAGUGCAUGUCAGAAUAUAAUUUAUGUCCUUGGCUCAGAAGUAGAGAUUACUGAUGCCUUUAAUCCAUCUCUUGACUGUUUCUUUAAGUAUAAUGCUAUGACUGAUCAGUGGUCUGAGCUUGUAGCAGAAUUUGGGCAAUUUUUCCAUGCAACUCUAAUCAAAGCUGUUCCAGUGAACUGUACAUUGUACAUAUGUGAUCUCUCCACCUACAAGGUCUACAGCUUUUGCCCGGAAACCUGUGUUUGGAAAGGGGAAGGAUCUUUUGAAUGCGCUGGCUUUAAUGCAGGGGCAGUUGGAACAGAAGACAAAAUUUAUAUAUUAGGUGGUGAUUAUGCUCCAGAAGAAAUCACAGAUGAAGUUCAAGUCUACCAUAGUAGUAGGUCUGAGUGGGAAGAAGUUUCACCAAUGCCAAGAGCCUUAACUGAGUUUUACUGUCAGGUUAUUCAGUUUAAUAAAUAUAGGGACCCCUGGUCAUCUGUACUGACAAUUUGCUCUGGAGAAUUUUGAAACUCCUGAGUCAAAAGAAUCUAUUUAAAUGCACAACUUUUAGAACAGAUUUUUAGGUAUUAAUUUACAGAUGGAAAAAUACGUACUGUUUUGUUUAAAUCUUCAGUUUAAAUUGUAUGCUAUAGAAUUGCUUUGGAAGAGUCCAUUAAAUUGUCAUUCAUGGUAGUCAUUAUAUAGAAAGUAUUACUUAAUUUUAUAUGCAAGUCUUCUCUGUAAUUAUUUGCAAAAUGAUAUUAC
Pelecanus crispus (Dalmatian pelican) is the source of this 1858-nucleotide messenger RNA. The record is from RefSeq and is a predicted model, not a curated record. Lineage: Eukaryota; Metazoa; Chordata; Aves; Pelecaniformes; Pelecanidae.